This is a messenger RNA of Trematosphaeria pertusa, 492 nucleotides long. RefSeq lists its product as uncharacterized. The record is from RefSeq and is a predicted model, not a curated record. The transcript has 2 exons. Lineage: Eukaryota; Fungi; Ascomycota; Dothideomycetes; Pleosporales; Trematosphaeriaceae. Bases 99 to 422 code for a protein of 107 amino acids.
UGUUCGCUCGCGGGUUGCCGACGGUCGUCGGAGAGGCUGCCCUGAAGGCAAGCCUGUGUCGCAAAGCGUCCACUGGAGCACCCCUGCGGGCGACGGCGAUGAGAAGCGGAGAAGUGUCGCGGGUCGUUCUCAUGCGGCCAGGGGAUGGAAACGCUGCAGAAGGUGGGAGGCUGAAUAUUCGAGCAAUGGGAUCGCGGGGGCUUUGUGUAGCGCUGUGGAUGAUGCGAAUAGCUGUUGUUUGGGUGGUUGUGUUUGGUCGUCGGGCUGAUGCAAAGCAGCAGACCAGCAGCAGACCAGCUGCGGGCCUUCCCAAAGAGGCUGUACGUUGGCCGAAGAUUAUCCGCGACAGGCGAGCCAGCGCCACGCCACAUCACCAGCCUCAUCGCUUAUGCUCAACCAAGGUUCCCUGGGCUUGUACCUAGGUAUACAUGCAGCACGUUCCCACUUUCGGACGCGUUCCCGGUGCAUUGCCAUCAUGCCGCCGUUUAGCUG